AUGCCCCUUUUCAACAACACAUUGAGUGGCAUAGGAAAGGACAAAUAUCAAGAUGAGUUUCUAGAAAUUAUUGCUAAUAACAUAAAGCAAAGAAUAAUACAAGACAUUUUGGAUGCAAAAUAUUUUUCCUUAACAUUUGUCUGCACUCCAGGUAUCAGUCACAGUGAACAAAUGACUCAGACGGACCAAGAAAGAAAAAAAAUGCCUGAUGAGUUGUGUAACAGUGAAGCUCUUGCAAGUGUUGAAAAUGUGUACCAAGUGGCUAUGUUAGAAAUCAUUGACCGGAUGAUUACAGAACUUAGUGACAGAUUUAAAGCUUUGAAUAAUGUAAACAGCAUGUUUGGAUUUUUGAGUGGUGUUAAAAUUGAAAAAAUGCAGAUAGCAGAUUUAAGAAGAAUUGGCAAAUAUAUACUCAGCUGA
Molecule: messenger RNA, 420 nt
Organism: Helobdella robusta
Lineage: Eukaryota; Metazoa; Annelida; Clitellata; Rhynchobdellida; Glossiphoniidae
Exons: 2
Coding region: 1-420 (139 amino acids)
Source: RefSeq, a predicted model, not a curated record